UUUAUCUGCUGGGGUCUUGGGCUGGACUGGUCAACCAUAUGAGUGCAAUUUGAACACACACAAGACACCCAAACAAGGAGUCCUGCACUUCCCUGCGUCUCUCGCUACCUCCUCCCCAGAGAGUCUGCAUGUCCGAGGCGCAAACAUGCCCAGCUUUGUGGAUGUAGGACUGCUCAUCUUAGCAGCAGUGAUUUUGGCACGUGCGCAAGACUUUGGCAAUUGUGAACAGGAUGGCCAGACAUUCAACGACAGGGACGUCUGGAAGCCAGAGCCUUGCCGGAUCUGUGUGUGCGACCAAGGAGCUGUGAUGUGUGACGAGGUGAUCUGUGACGACUCUGUCGGCUGCUCAGACGCAGUGAUUCCUGACGGUGAAUGCUGUCCCAUCUGCCCCAACGGUCCAGAAUUCACUGAAUACCCAGACAUUUUUGAGAAGGAGGAUGAUUAUGAUCAGACUACACUACCCCCUGAUAAUGGAGUUAAACCAUCUCCUGAUAACGGAAUUUUUGAGAAAGAGGAUUAUGAUCAGACUACACUACCCCCUGAUAAUGGAGUUAAACCACCUCCUGAUAACGGAGUUAAACCUCCUCCUGAUAACGGAGGGACAAGGCCGGGACCAAAGGGUAGUCCUGGUCCCCCUGGGCGUCCUGGUUAUGAUGGACAUCCUGGUCCUGAUGGCCCCCCUGGCCCUCCUGGCUACCCUGGACCCUCUGGAGAUAUGUUUGAUGGAUACUACGCUGCCCAGUACGAGAAGUCCGCAGGUGAUGGGAAAUAUGGAGGUGGCAAGAGUGGUGGAGGGGGUUAUGGCAAUGUUGGCCCUCCCGGCCCCAGAGGUCCAGCAGGAGAGAAAGGCCCAAAUGGUCGUCGAGGUGCUCAUGGUCCCAUUGGACCUCCUGGCUUGCCUGGUGAACCUGGUGGACCUGGAGCCAUGGGACCGAUGGGUUUACCCGGUCCAAAUGGAAAGAAUGGAGAUGAUGGUUUGGAUGGAAAAACUGGUCGCCCUGGUGACCGUGGUUCACAAGGUCGUAUGGGUGAACGAGGACCCAACGGACUCCCAGGCAUGCCUGGCAUGAAGGGAUACCCAGGCUUCAAUGGUCGAAAUGGUGCCAGAGGAGACCAAGGUCCUCCUGGACCAAAGGGUGAAACUGGACCUGAUGCUGGAGACGGUCGUCCGGGUCCAGUGGGCCUGCCUGGUGAAAAAGGCCAAAGAGGUCGACCAGGUCCAUCUGGUGAGAUAGGUGAGAUGGGCAACAAUGGUCGACCAGGCCCUCAAGGACCUCCUGGAGGUCGAGGUCCGGCAGGACUUAUUGGAUUGAGUGGCUCUACUGGAUUGCCUGGUGAAAAAGGUCCUAAGGGUGGUCGUGGGCCUCCAGGAAAGGCUGGUCAACGAGGUGAGCCAGGUCCCGACGGAGAACAGGGCCGUCCGGGUGUAAUUGGUACUGACGGAACCGAUGGAAUCCCAGGAACUAAAGGAGAUAAAGGGUUUCCAGGGAUUGACGGAGAAAGAGGGAUGGCAGGUGACCGGGGGCAAAAAGGACAUCCAGGCACCGGUGGAGUCCUAGGACCAAAAGGCAGCCGGGGUCUUCCUGGUGAUAUUGGAGAGAAGGGGGGACCUGGUGUGAAGGGGGAUACGGGAAUUCAAGGAGUUGGGGGUCCUCCUGGGACACCUGGCCGUGGUGGACAAAGAGGACCGUCGGGAGUGAAAGGAACACCAGGACCACCGGGACCACGCGGUGAACAGGGGUGGAUGGGCGCACAAGGUCUUCCUGGUGUUGGUGGCACAGCAGGGCCGAAGGGUCUGGCCGGUGGACUUGGCUACAAGGGCCCCAAGGGGGAGGCUGGUCCGAAGGGUGACUCUGGUGUAGAGGGUGGCCCUGGACCGAAGGGGAACAGGGGUCCCAUAGGUGAACCAGGUCCGCCCGGAAGAGAUGGCCACAAAGGUCAGCAGGGUAAAUCUGGAGAAGACGGGCCCCCUGGACAACCAGGUCCUCCUGGACCAAGAGGCUCUAUGGGAGCCGUCGGAGCAAGAGGAUCCCCUGGAGACAAAGGAGUUCCAGGUUCUCCUGGAGAGAAGGGAGUCGAUGGAUCACCGGGUUCAGAUGGGCCUAAAGGGCAGAAAGGUGGUAACGGACCACCAGGCAGUCCUGGUCCACGUGGACUACCAGGGACAAAAGGAGAGCCUGGACCCUCUGGCAUGAUCGGCAUGAUAGGACUCCCCGGUGUCCCAGGCGUCAAAGGAACGAAGGGUGGGAAAGGGCCAGUGGGAGGUCCCGGGAGACCAGGUCCCAAUGGCCCGGCAGGGCAAAAAGGUGAAAGAGGAAACCCUGGAGAGGUUGGUAAUGUCGGUCCAGAUGGACUUCCUGGACACCCAGGAAGGUCCGGGAUCCCUGGGAAAAAAGGCGCCACGGGCGACAUGGGUCUGCACGGUCCACGUGGUGCUUCAGGGAACAUGGGAAUGCAGGGUCUUAAUGGUGAACGUGGUCCUGAUGGCUUGCCCGGCGAUCCAGGGGAUAAAGGGGAGCCAGGAGCCGGUGGUGGGGAUGGUAAAGAUGGUAAAGAUGGAGGUCCUGGACCGAGAGGUCUGUCUGGACUUCCAGGUCCAAAAGGCCCUGCUGGGGAGAAGGGAGAAGCAGGAGGUGCUGGUCCACCUGGAAGACCUGGAGAGCGUGGCUCUGAGGGUGAAUCGGGAGAUGAUGGUCCUCCUGGCCCUCCUGGUAUCCAUGGAAAUAAGGGAAAUGAUGGUCUUGAUGGUGAGAAAGGGGAUAAUGGUGACCCAGGUCCCAAGGGCGAUCCUGGACCUCCUGGAAUUCCAGGUAGCAAAGGAGGUGUUGGUCGGCAGGGUCCCUUAGGUCCUUUUGGACCCAGAGGUGGUACCGGCCCCCCUGGCCCUCAGGGAUCAUCAGGACUACCUGGACCUAUGGGUCCACCGGGACUUCCUGGAAUUGCGGGAGGGCAAGGGGAGGCAGGGCUCCCGGGGAAACCUGGGAAGCCAGGCCCUAAAGGUUUCCUUGGGGCGAGAGGUCCCCCUGGAGUUAGUGGUCCAGGCGGCAAUAUUGGGCCAGCUGGUGAACCCGGUUCUGUCGGAGACCCUGGGAAGGAUGGACCUCCAGGUAAAGAUGGCCCCCCAGGGCCCGGUGGAAUCCUAGGAGGUGGAGGGCCAAUAGGUCUAACAGGCGCCAUAGGCUUAGAUGGCUAUAUGGGAGCCCCUGGAAAAGCUGGACAACCAGGCGGAGUCGGACCAAAAGGCGGCAGAGGGGAAAACGGGCCUCGUGGGCUUAAUGGCCCUUCUGGCCCACAAGGACCCCCAGGAGAGCCAGGCAAGGAGGGAACUCCAGGUAACCAAGGCCCACAAGGUCAACGCGGUGCAUCAGGACAAAAGGGGGACAGAGGAGAGUCAGGGCCAGAGGGACUUCCUGGGCCACCAGGGGGCCCCGGUCCCCAAGGGCCAAUGGGAGGAGACGGCCCUCAGGGAGACAGAGGCCCACCUGGUAAUAAAGGCUCAGACGGGGGUCCUGGAAGACCUGGGCCUGCAGGACCCAUGGGUCCUAUCGGUCCUGCUGGUGAUAAAGGAGAAAAAGGAGCUUCUGGGGACUUUGGCAUCAAAGGACACAAAGGCUUCCCUGGGAUGGCUGGCAUGAUCGGAGCACUGGGGGCCCCGGGAGAGCCUGGUGUGGCAGGAGAGCCAGGCCAGAUAGGACCACCGGGAUACAAUGGUCCCGAUGGAACCCACGGGAAGGAAGGUCCGGAUGGUCUCCCAGGUCCCAUUGGACCACCCGGGAGUAGAGGAAUUAGCGGAGACACGGGACCUCCAGGUCCCCCUGGUCCACCUGGGCAGCCUGGUCCCCCAGGUCCUCCAGGCCCGGGCCAAAUAUGGCGUGGAAAUGGCCCGGCGCCUAUACGGGAAAAGGGCCCAGGGCCCAGGUACUACAGAGAUGAUCCCAACGCUGAGACCAGCAGACCUAACAUGGGCGUGGAGAUCGACUCCAGCUUGGACACUCUGAGCCAGAAGAUCCAGGACAUCCGAAUGCCUGCUGGUAGCCGCGAGAACCCCGCCCUCACGUGUCGGACACUGCGGAAAUACCAGCAAGAGUUGACGAGCGGGCUUUACUGGGUCGACCCCAACCAGGGCUCUCCUCUUGAUGCCAUCAAGGUCUUCUGCAACAUGGAGACUGGCGAUACCUGCGUCUACCCAUCCCAGGCCAGCGUUCCUCAAAAGAACUGGUACAACAGCAAGAACAAGAACAAGAAGCACGUCUGGUUCAGCGAGUCCAUGUCCGAUGGCUUCCAGUUCCAGUAUGGCGAGGAAGGCUCAGAUCCUGAAAGCGUAAACAUCCAGCUGAACUUUAUCCGACUGUUCUCCAAACGAGGCCACCAGAACAUUACCUACCACUGCAAGAACAGCAUCGCCUACAUGGACCAGGCCACCGGCAACCUGAAGAGCGCUCUGCUGCUGCAAGGAUCCACUGACGUCAGCAUCAAAGCCGAGGGCAACAGCCGCUUCACCUACAAGGUCUCCGAAGACGGAUGCAAGGCACAUAGUGGCACAUGGGGAAAGACUGUUAUCCACUUCAAGACAACCAAAAUCGCCCACUUGCCGAUCGUUGACAUCGCUCCUAUGGAUGUUGGUGCUGCAGAUCAGGAAUUCGGUGUGGAUAUUGGUCCAGUGUGCUUCUCCUAAAAUGGAGAAUUUUUGGACUUGGUGCUCGGUUUCGUUUUCAUUUCUUUUUUUUUGUGGAUCUUUUUCUUCAGCCACCCUGUUGCCACUGUUUUUUUGUUUUGUUUGUUUUUUUUGUUAAAUGAGCGAAAGAAGAUAGUUUGUAACUGGACACUGUAAAUUCUAGGCAAUGGCCUUUGAGCAAUUUGUUGUCAUUUGUUCUGUCAAAUGCCAGAGAAACUAGCACAUUAGCACUUCUCAUUUUUAAGAAAUAAAGAGAAGUGAAAGCGA
This is a messenger RNA of Alosa sapidissima (American shad), 4942 nucleotides long. Its product is annotated as collagen alpha-1(II) chain-like. Gene Ontology annotation, molecular function: protein binding; extracellular matrix structural constituent. Lineage: Eukaryota; Metazoa; Chordata; Actinopteri; Clupeiformes; Clupeidae. The coding region runs from base 146 to 4675 and encodes 1509 amino acids. The transcript is spliced from 58 exons. The record is from RefSeq and is a predicted model, not a curated record.